Yamadazyma jaroonii is the source of this 1251-nucleotide messenger RNA. Lineage: Eukaryota; Fungi; Ascomycota; Pichiomycetes; Serinales; Debaryomycetaceae. The record is from the annotation of a GenBank genome assembly.
AUGUCAUUGUCAAAUAAGUUAAGUGUAAAAGAUUUAGAUGUUGCUGGUAAAAGAGUUUUCAUCAGAGUUGAUUUUAAUGUCCCAUUAGAUGGUAAAACUAUCACCAACAAUCAAAGAAUUGUUGCUGCUUUACCAACUAUUAAAUAUGUUUUAGAAAACAAACCAAAAGCUAUCAUCUUAGCUUCCCAUUUAGGUAGACCAAAUGGUGAAAGAAAUGAAAAAUACAGUUUAAAACCAGUUGCUGAUGAAUUAUCUUCAUUAUUAUCUAAACCAGUCAAAUUCUUAGAUGAUUGUGUUGGUAAAGAUGUUGAAGAAGCUGUCAAUGCUGGUUCUGAUGGUGAAGUUUUCUUAUUAGAAAACUUAAGAUUCCACAUUGAAGAAGAAGGUAGUAAAAAAGUUGAUGGUGAAAAAAUCAAAGCUUCAAAAGAAGAUGUUGCAACUUUCAGAAGUCAAUUAACUGCCUUAGCUGAUGUUUACGUUAAUGAUGCUUUUGGUACUGCCCACAGAGCUCAUUCAUCAAUGGUUGGUUUAGAUUUACCACAAAAAGCUGCUGGUUUCCUUAUGGCUAAAGAAUUAGAAUAUUUCGCUAAAGCUUUAGAAAACCCAACCAGACCUUUCUUAGCUAUUUUAGGUGGUGCUAAAGUUUCCGACAAAAUUCAAUUAAUUGAUAACUUAUUAGAUAAAGUUGAUUUAUUGAUUGUUGGUGGAGGAAUGGCUUUCACUUUCAAAAAAGUCUUAGACAAUAUGUCAAUUGGUGAUUCAUUAUUUGAUGAAGCUGGUGCUAAAAAUGUUGAACAUUUAGUUGCUAAAGCUAAAAAGAAUGGUGUUGAAUUAGUCUUACCUGUCGAUUUCGUCACUGCUGAUAAAUUCGACAAAGAUGCUAACACUUCAACUGCUACUCAAGAAGAAGGUAUUCCAGAAAACUGGAUGGGUUUAGAUGCUGGUCCAAAAUCAAGAGAAUUAUUUACUGCUACUGUUGCUAAAGCUAAAACCAUUGUUUGGAAUGGUCCACCAGGUGUUUUCGAAUUCGAAAAAUUCGCUACUGGUACCAAAUCUUUAUUAGAUGCUGCCGUUAAAUCUGCUGAAGAAGGUAAUACUGUUAUCAUUGGUGGUGGUGAUACUGCUACUGUUGCUAAGAAAUUCGGUGUUGUUGAAAAAUUAUCUCAUGUUUCAACUGGUGGUGGUGCUUCAUUAGAAUUAUUAGAAGGUAAAGAAUUACCAGGUGUUACUGCUAUUUCUGAUAAAGCUUAA